AAUUACUACUAGCUAGUGCAGCCAGUUAGUUUAAUGCUCACUUGUUUAACACUAAAAUCCUUGAUAAAUACCCAUCCUGGAUACCACGAUCCUGCGCUCGUAGAUCGCCAACUACCCAACACCCCAACUUAGCAACAAUUCGCCAUGGCGGAAGUUCAAAGUGAGAGCAACCAUAACGGCGGUGUCUUAGAGGGAGGUGGAGAUGAGAGCUUUGUUCCAAAGGCGGAAGGGUUCUGGGUGCUGUAUCAAGGCUGUUGGCUCAGAGCCCCGGCCGUGCAAAGCGUCAAGAUCGUGCAGGAGCAGUUCAAGGCGCGCCCCGACGACAUCCUCCUCGUCACAUACCCAAAGUGCGGCACCACCUGGCUCAAGGCCCUCGCCUUCGCCGUCACCAACCGCUUUCGCCACGCCGCCACCAGCGCCGACCACCCACUCCUCACCCAGCACCCACAGGACCUCGUGCCGUUUCUCGAGAUGCCCUACCGUCAGCUCCACCCUCUAGCUGAUCUCGAGAAGCUCCCCUCCCCAAGGCUACUCUCCACCCAUCUGCCGGACACGCUGUUGCCUCCGUGUGUGGCGACCCUCGGUUGCCGAGUUGUGUACUUGUGCCGCAGUCCCAAGGAUGUGCUCGUGUCUUUAUGGCACUUCCUCUAUAAGGUAAACAAGAACUACUCUAUAGAUAAAGCAUUUGAGUUGUUUUGCAAGGGGGAAUCCUCGUAUGGGCCUAUAUGGGAACAUAAUCUUGGGUUCUGGAAGGAAAGCAUAUCAAACAACGAUAGAGUUCUCUUCUUGAAGUAUGAUGAGAUGAUGGCCCAACCGGUCGAGCAUGUCAAGAUGCUCGCCGAGUUCGUCCGUGUUCCCUUCACGGAGGAGGAGAUUCGAUGUGGGGUUGUGGAGGAUGUGGUGCAAUUGUGUAGCUUCGAUACACUAAAAAGCAUGCCAGCCAACUCAUCCGGGGUAUCUGAUAGGAUUGGCGGGGUGCCAAUGGAGAAUUCUUCCUUCUUUAGGACCGCCAAGGUUGGUGACUGGGCAAACCACUUGACCGUUGAGAUGGCAGGGAAGCUGGAUGACAUUGUUGAGGAGAAGCUGAGAGGAUCUGAUCUUGCAUUUUGACAUCUUGAUUAUUGUCAUGAUUAAGUAUGUGCUUGCUAAGGCUGUGUGCAUCACUUAAGCCGAGGGUAUUCCCCUCUUCUCAAAACAAAGGUGUGUGUGUGUGGGCGCGCUUGUGCAACCCAAAUGUAUGUCCUCCUCAAUAAUGUGAAAGAUACGUACUUUGAUAUUUUA
Molecule: messenger RNA, 1281 nt
Organism: Hordeum vulgare subsp. vulgare (domesticated barley)
Lineage: Eukaryota; Viridiplantae; Streptophyta; Magnoliopsida; Poales; Poaceae
Product: cytosolic sulfotransferase 16-like
Exons: 1
Coding region: 145-1110 (321 amino acids)
Biological process (GO): sulfation
Cellular component (GO): cytoplasm
Molecular function (GO): sulfotransferase activity
Source: RefSeq, a predicted model, not a curated record